ACUCCGGAAAAAGCCGACAUCUCACGCAGUCUCACGAAUGUUCCAGUUUCUUAGCAACAAAUAUGUUUGGAAGCGUAAUUUCGCCGUGUCUCCGUAACAGUCCGUGUUCAGACUUUACUGGGGGUCGUUUUUAAGAUAAUUCAUUUAGAAUUUCGGGUUAAAAUGUUUAACGUUGAAUUAAAUUCAGACCGUCUCCAAAGGGAGACUCUGGAGAAGCGACGAAACAAAGAGACAGAAAGACGAGAGAGGAUUUUGAAUGACAAACUGAGGACGAUCGGGGUUGAUAAGGAAGCUCUGGACCUGCAGGUAAUGGAGAAGAAGAAACAAGAAGAAGCAGCAAGAAGAGAACAAAACGCUUACAACGCUGAAAUGCUCCAUAACAUAAAAGUAGCUGAUAUUCUCCAUAAAAACCAAAUGAAGGAGAAGCGUGCUCUGGAAAAGGCCACCGUUGGCUUCAGGCUCCAGAACCAGCAACCUUGGAGGCGGCAGGAGUUUGAUCUGAACGAUCCGGACCGCUGCAGAAGAACAGAUCCAGGAGAUGCUCAGAUGAUUCUCCCCGGACUGGUGGGCGAAGACCUGGAGAGUCAGAGCAGACUGCAGAGACAGCAGGAGCAGCUGAGAGAGUGGCUAAUCCAGCAGCAGGCCGAGCAGGUGGCAAGAAGACGACAAGAAAAGCUGGAAGAGCAGCGCUAUGAGAAACACAGAGUGGAAAUGGACAAUGUAGCUGUGCAGCUUCAAAACCUGGAGAUGGAGAGGAGAGAGGCAGAAACCAUCGCCAAUAAAGAUUACAACCUGGCCAAGAUCAAAGAGAAGCACGACCUGCAGCGACAACCAGUAGAUGAAGAAUGUUCUCCUAGCAUGGUGGGAGUACCCGGUCUGUGUCCCAGCAGUGAGAGGAGAGAACCUUCAGAGAACCUGCAGCAGAUAUCUCAGUUCCACAAAUACCAGAUAGAAGAGAAGAGGAGGACUGAGUUGGAGAAGAAGCAGGAAGAGGAACGCUACGAACGGAUCCACCUGGACUCGGCUCGAGCAGCUCUGCUACUGGAGAGGCAGCAGGCGAAACUCAACAAGCAGCUGAGGAAACAUCUGGACAACACCAACGUCCAGCUGGCCCAAACACACAAGCAGCAGAAGCCAAACAUCGAAAGAGGAAGAAUUGAUGACAGCUUCUUCUCCCAGUUCAACACCUGCAGCAGAUGAUGGACGACAUACUGCACCGAUACACAACGGGAGAAAUAAAGAAACUGAAUCGCACAGAAAAUCAA
This is a messenger RNA of Acanthochromis polyacanthus (spiny chromis), 1265 nucleotides long. RefSeq names its product RIB43A domain with coiled-coils 2 (gene ribc2). The record is from RefSeq and is a predicted model, not a curated record. Bases 163 to 1200 code for a protein of 345 amino acids. The transcript is spliced from 7 exons. NCBI's taxonomy places the organism in Eukaryota, Metazoa, Chordata, Actinopteri, Pomacentridae.